UGAAAUUUUCGACACCUGACUCGCUAUUGUGAAUGACUGUGUUUUCGCACACCCAGCUGAUUUUGAAAUUUCGCAAAUUGUAAGCAAUAUUACAAUAACAACAACAAUAAUAUAAAUUACUACAACGUGCUGUAAACAACUCAAAGCUCCAAAUAGUAACAUUCUUUCGCUUUACACUGUAAAUUCUACCAAAAAUAGUUUUGAAACCCAAAAUAAGUACUGUUAUUAUAUAAAAAAAAUGCUUUCAAAUCUAAUUAUAACCAGACAAAAGUUUGUCCUAAUUGAAGAUGAAUUGGGUCAGGACAAGAUUUCUCAGAAAUUCAUUACACAAAUGCUCAAGGAACAAGGUGAAGUUGGCACCAUAAAAGUACUACCCCUCAACGAACAACUUAACGACGAGGCCAUCCUACAGAAAUUCCUCAACGAGUGCAAUAUGCAACCAAUGGAGGAGGGUAAAUUAUGGAAUAUUGUGCUGCCAAACCUCUCCGACUUUUUGGCGUAUCAAAAAAUUUCAGUGAUAUUUCAGUUCCUCACCAAUUUGAAGAAAUGUGAAUAUAUUAAGCGUACUUUCCUUUGGAUUUCACUACCUCACUUACAUCACGAUCAUGCCAAUUAUGUGGUGGCCGCCUUUGAAUACAUGGCUGAUUUAGUGCUGCAUAUUUUGACAACAAAUGAACUUUCCCUUUUGAUAUGUAAGCCGGGCGGUGGUGUUACCUUCCAACACUAUACGUAUAAUAGAACAAAAUCAGAAUUUAAAGUAAAACUAAGACAGGCAACUGAUAAGUCAAAAACAACGAAUACAGAUAGUGAAGAUGGUCAGAAGGCGGAACAAUUGGGUACAUUUAAAAUUGAAUUAGAUGAGGAAGAAAUUGUAGCGAGAAAUGCUAUGAAAAUGCCUUAUGAAAAAGCAAUGGAGGCUACAGAAAGUAACAUUAUCUAUACACCAGAUGCUGCCGAUGAUUUUGAUGAUGAAGAUCCCGACGAAGAUUUAAAUAUUUGAAAGUAUCAAAUAAUUACUAUCUUUUGUGUACUUUCAAUCACUAAAAUGGCUUUACACUUAUUAGUAUGAAUUACAACUUACAAUAAAACGUUUAAAUUUUUAUAAACUUUCUAAAUUCGAUAUGUUUUUAUUUGCAUUAAAGAACAAUUUUCAAUAAAAGUUGGCAAUUUUUCGUCUAAA
Calliphora vicina (urban bluebottle blowfly) is the source of this 1180-nucleotide messenger RNA. It is a transcript of the gene Elp5, whose product is annotated as Elongator complex protein 5. Gene Ontology annotation, cellular component: cytosol; elongator holoenzyme complex; nucleus. Gene Ontology annotation, molecular function: tRNA binding. NCBI's taxonomy places the organism in Eukaryota, Metazoa, Arthropoda, Insecta, Diptera, Calliphoridae. The coding region runs from base 239 to 1000 and encodes 253 amino acids. The transcript has 3 exons. Gene Ontology annotation, biological process: tRNA wobble uridine modification. The record is from RefSeq and is a predicted model, not a curated record.